AUGGAGGCUUCGACGAUUCUCGGGCGCCUAGCUGACAGAAAUCUUGCAACGAAUGCGGUUGCCACCAUCGUGGAUGAUUUCAAAACGGUUUUGAAGGCUCAAUGUCGACUGCAGGGCGAGUGGUUGCAACAGGCAACUGAGCUGUCGUUUGCGAAGGACCAGGCGGCGAAAUUGGCAGAGGAACUUGCAACAGCACAAGAUGUGACUGCACAGCCCAAGGUGCAGGCGCUUGAGGCGCAAGUGCGGCAGCAUGAACGAGACUUGAUCACCGCAUACAGGGACAAAGGCAAGCUGUCGGAAGAGCUCCUAGCUAGUCGCCAGGAGCUUGCGGCCGCACAGCACGCCCUAGAGGGCCUUCAGAGGGAUCUCGUCAACGAGCGGGACAGCAGGAAGGACGCGGAGGUGCAGCUUCAGGAGGCGCUGCAGGCAUUGGAAAGGGAAAAGCUUGUGGCAGCGACUGCGUCCGGCGAGCUCCAGGCUCGGCAAGCAGAGCGCGAAGCGGCGGUGCUGGAGUGCGAGACACUAAAAGCAGAGAAUCAAGAUCUGAUCUCAAGGCUGGUUGCAAUCAAGGAGGCUGAAGCUGAACGCAGAAACGAGGAGAUGCGCAUGCACGCCGAGCUCGAUCGACGCCGAAGGGAGCUGGAGGUUCUCGAGAAGGCAGCUGCCGUGGAUGCUGACAACAGACUUGGAGCGGUGCUCCUUACAGGCGCGGACCUUUCUGCGCAAGAUUCGGUGCCAGCGCAUGCUGUUCUUCGUCUGAACGGCCAUGAUGGUGGUUGCUUCGGGGCGAGCUUCAACAGUGCGGGUGACCGUCUUGCCACGUGCGGGGCCGACCGCAUCGUGAGAACGUGGGAACCUCAGAGCGGUACACAGAUGAGUGAACUUCGAGGGCUGACAAUGACUGCACUGGGCGUGGCCUACACGGCGGACGAUCGCUUUAUCUUGGCCUGCAGCCAAGACGGCAGCAUCAGGGCUUGGGACGUUCGUACAUCAAGGGAACGUCACGUACUCACUGGUCACAACCAAAAAGUUGUCUCUGUUCAUCCUUUCUACGUUGAUGCUUCACGAGCAGUCUCAGCUGGGGCGGAUCGGUGCUUGAAGAUAUGGGACCUCAAUCGCGGUUUCUGUACCCAAACUUUGAUGAGUCACAGCUCUCCUCAAGGGGCUGUGGCAGAUCAGGUCCGAAGCUGUGUCUUGCGUGACGUCCUGAUGAUGGAUCUGCUCCCGAGCAACACGCAGAUCCCUGCCUUCCAGUGA
This is a messenger RNA of Pedinophyceae sp. YPF-701, 1257 nucleotides long. The record is from the annotation of a GenBank genome assembly. NCBI's taxonomy places the organism in Eukaryota, Viridiplantae, Chlorophyta, Pedinophyceae.